AUGUCCUGCUACGACCUGUCCCCCAGCUCUGCCUGCGGCGUCCUCCGCCCCCAGCCCCUGGCUGAGAGCGGCAACGAGCCCUGUGUGCGCCAGUGCCCCGACUCCACCACUGUGAUCCAGCCACCCCCCGUGGUUGUCACCUUCCCCGGGCCCAUCCUCAGCUCCUUCCCUCAGGAUUCAGUCGUGGGAUCCUCCGGAGCCCCCGUUCUCGGAGGCUUUGGGGGCUCCCUGGGCUAUGGGGGUUAUGGAUCCCUGGGUUAUGGGGGUCUGUGGGGUUAUGGGGGAUAUGGAUCCCUGGGUUAUGGGGGUCUGUGGGGUUAUGGGGGAUAUGGAUCCCUGGGUUAUGGGGGUCUGUGGGGCUGUGGGGGGUCCCGGGGUCUGUGGGGCUAUGGCAGAUCCUUUGGCUCUUGCAGCCCUUACUCCUGGUACGGCAGGUACGGCCGUGGCAGCUGCUGGUCCUGCUGA
Messenger RNA from Empidonax traillii (willow flycatcher), 465 nucleotides. RefSeq names its product scale keratin-like. The record is from RefSeq and is a predicted model, not a curated record. The transcript has 2 exons. Gene Ontology annotation, cellular component: intermediate filament. Lineage: Eukaryota; Metazoa; Chordata; Aves; Passeriformes; Tyrannidae. Bases 1 to 465 code for a protein of 154 amino acids. Gene Ontology annotation, molecular function: structural constituent of cytoskeleton.